UAAACUAAAUAUAAAAAUAAACAUGGGUGCUUGGUUUAGUUUUAACAAAGAUUACAGAAUACUUAUACAAGGUCUUGAUGCUUCUGGCAAGACUUCACUGUUGUACAAGGUGAAGCUUGGAGAGGUUGUUACAACAAUACCCACUAUUGGCUUUAAUGUGGAGACAAUCCACUGGGAUGGAGUUUCUCUUGUAGCCUGGGACAUUGGUGGGAGAGAUAAAAUGCGUCCUCUUAUCCGCCAUUACUACGCCAACACACAAGCUGUCAUCUACAUGAUAGACAGCAAUGACAUACAAAGAUUAGAUGAAGCCAUAGACGAGCUUAUAAAAUAUGUCAUAACUGCAGAUGAGCUAAGAGACACUGUGGUCAUGGUCCUGGCCAACAAACAAGACCUACCCAACGCCGUCCCAUCACAAGAGAUUGUAGACAGGCUGAAAAAAAGAUUUCCUCGCGUCUCGCAGACAAUAUUUGUGUUGCCGUGUUCAGUGUCUACCAAUGCUGGUGUGCACGAAGCUUUGAAUGAGUUUGUGAAACAAAUCAAAUUGAUGAAAGCUGGGAAGGCAGAGAGGAGUUACAUUGAUGUGCACAAAUCUAUGGAGGAAGACUGUUCAAAGGGAGGGAAUUCAUUAUAUUCUAUCUGGCCUGAAUACUUCAAGAGUUAUCUUUCUUACUUCACUCAAAUUUUUUCCAGUGAGAAACAAAAAAAUAUUUCUGUAGAGGUAAGUGCUGACAGGUCAGCCGAACUCUUGGACACUGUGACGUCAUCAAACACAGGAGACUCACAGGAAAUGGUCAACACUGACACUCAGCUCACCAAUGCCCAACAGUUAGACAUUCAGCAGACCAAUGCCCAACAUGUAGAACCUACUGACCAGUCUCAGCCUGUGUUAGACUCACACAAUAAAAGUGCUGACCUACACAAGUUAUCUGGUGACCUUAAGCUCACCAGUUAUGACCGGCUUGAACUCAAUUCUACCAGGACUCUGAGCUAAGUCUCUAAGACCUUGACCACCCACAGAAGCACAGCCAACCUACUGCAAUAUUUCUUGGUUAAAUGUACAUUUGAAGCUCCUGUUUCACUGACAUUAUUAGCAGUAUAAAAACAUCCAUAGGGUUUACAUAGAACAUGUGAAUAGUCCAAAAGAAAUGUAAACAAUGACCAUGUUUUUUGUAUGGGACAGCAUGGCCUAGUGGUAUACUUGCUAGAUGUCUAACCUGAAAGUCUUGAGUUUGAAUCCUGGUUCAUCAAUAGAAUGUUCCUGAGUCUACCAAGCUCUGAUGGGUACUUAACUCACAUUAGGGAAAAUAAAGGUGGUUGGGCAUAGUGCUGAUUACACUAUCCCUUCAU
This is a messenger RNA of Physella acuta, 1347 nucleotides long. Its product is annotated as ADP-ribosylation factor 3-like. NCBI's taxonomy places the organism in Eukaryota, Metazoa, Mollusca, Gastropoda, Physidae. Gene Ontology annotation, molecular function: GTP binding; GTPase activity. The record is from RefSeq and is a predicted model, not a curated record.